UCUGGCCGAAACUUGUUUGUCAAUUGCCAAGUCUUUGGGCCAAUUCCUUUCUGCAGUCCUACACACCACAGUAUACAAUAGAACACGAAGCACGGAGACAUACGGGAAAUCAAAGAGAUAUCGGCUCAAUCUGUGCAGAGAACGGCUAGUCACUGCUUGCAUUCGCACUCAACCAAGGUGUCAUACUUGAUUGUCUCUUGGAAUGCCUUUGCCAUAUGACCUAUGCGCUCGCGUCCAGAACGCCUUUCGAGCACGACACCACAAAAUAGCAGUGGACCACACAACACAAAACCUUGGGAUCCUCAGCAUACUCCUGCGGACUGGUUUCAUCUCCAACGUCACGCGCGGAACCAUUGAGUCACCCUCUCCCACUGACUUCCUCCGCGUUGGCGAAGCCCAGCGCCGUAUAUGGGCCGAGCUCAAAUACCGCGACGACCGGCCUGUACUUUCGGACAUGGAGCUCAUUAGUAGACCUAGUAGACGCAUUUUCAUGGACAUUGGGGAGCUGCGGCGGAUUUGCUCCGGACGCCGUGCACAAACGAUCAAACCUUUGGGCAUGGGCGAAAUUGCGGUGGUGCGGACAAAAAGCAAGGAGCAUGAAUGGUUGGAGGCACGAGAGGCUUUGCAAUUAAAUUUAGAUGGGGAGGUGAUCUGUCGAGCUCGUUGACCCCGUCGAGGGUCAUUUGUUGCUGUCCUAUAUAUCAAACAGACUUAUUCAAACGUUCACCUCUUCAAUACCGUCUCGUGAUUACAAUCGCCAUAUUCGCUACCCGAACUCAUGCCAGAGAUCCUAGGAAAUUCAUUCCCGGGGCGCUUCGUGUUCAAUCUUUUUUUCUCUCAAAGGACCGAUUUUUGCGCUCAACAUCCACAUUGGAUCGGUGCCACGAUAGAUUCGUUGCUUCGUCGAGGUGUUUGUUUAUCUUCACGCGUUGCUUG
Molecule: messenger RNA, 936 nt
Organism: Suillus fuscotomentosus
Lineage: Eukaryota; Fungi; Basidiomycota; Agaricomycetes; Boletales; Suillaceae
Product: ribosomal protein S8
Exons: 3
Coding region: 203-667 (154 amino acids)
Biological process (GO): translation
Cellular component (GO): ribosome
Molecular function (GO): structural constituent of ribosome
Source: RefSeq, a predicted model, not a curated record